Messenger RNA from Jatropha curcas, 1996 nucleotides. RefSeq names its product haloacid dehalogenase-like hydrolase family protein. The record is from RefSeq and is a predicted model, not a curated record. Gene Ontology annotation, molecular function: magnesium ion binding; acireductone synthase activity. NCBI's taxonomy places the organism in Eukaryota, Viridiplantae, Streptophyta, Magnoliopsida, Malpighiales, Euphorbiaceae. Gene Ontology annotation, cellular component: cytoplasm.
GUAUCAAAAAUCGCAGCCAUUGUCACUUGCUCACUUGAUAACAACAACAGAAACGAAAGCUUGCAUUUCAAGCUCAGUUUCUCUCUUUCUCUCUCUCUCUCUCUCUUUUUCUCUAAAACUACAACGCAAUGGCUGCACCGGCGGCAGCAACGGCUGUGGCAGUCAAUGGAGCGGUGAAGGUGGCAUCACAGGCUUAUCUGGAGAGCAAGGCUGUGAAAGACACAAGGGUUUUAAUAUCUGAUCUCUGCCGUCAGUUUUAUAACCUUGGGUGGGUCUCUGGUACAGGUGGUAGUAUCACAAUCAAGGUCCAUGAUGACUCCAUCCCUAAGUCCCAACAGCUCGUUCUCAUGUCCCCUUCUGGUGUCCAGAAGGAAAGAAUGGAACCAGAAGACAUGUAUGUCUUAGCCUCAAAUGGUUCUAUAUUGUCCUCACCAUCUCCAAAGCCUUACCCAAAUAAGGCUCCCAAGUGUUCUGAUUGUGCUCCUCUCUUCUUGAAGGCAUAUGAGAUGCGUAAUGCGGGAGCUGUUAUUCACAGUCAUGGGAUAGAAUCUUGUCUCGUAACAAUGAUCAAUCCAUUAUCAAAAGAAUUCCGAAUUACUCAUAUGGAGAUGAUAAAAGGAAUCCAAGGGCAUGGUUACUAUGAUGAACUUGUAGUACCUAUAAUAGAGAAUACAGCCUAUGAAAAUCAGCUUACAGAUUCUCUUGCUAAAGCUAUAGAAGCCUACCCUAAAACAACAGCUGUGCUUGUUCGCAACCAUGGCAUAUACAUAUGGGGGGAAUCGUGGAUCAGUGCCAAAACUCAGGCUGAAUGCUAUCACUAUUUAUUUGAUGCUGCUAUCAAACUUCAUCAAUUGGGGUUGGACUGGUCCACUCCAGAACAUGGUCCAGUUCAGAAUGUCAAAGGAAUUCUAGGCAGCAACAGAAACAUAAACACAUCUGUCAAGGCGACUGUGAAGGAUUCAAAUGAUAUUGGAGCACUGCCACGCUGCAUUGUUCUUGACAUUGAAGGGACUACUACUCCAAUAUCAUUCGUUGCUGAUGUUCUUUUUCCAUAUGCCCGGGAUAAUGUUGGGAGGCAUUUGACUACUACAUAUGAGACUGUAGAAACUCAAGAUGAUAUAAAAUUAUUGCGUUCUCAAGUUGAAGAGGAUCUGGCUCAAGGUGUUAAUGGGUCUGUGCCCAUUCCACCAGAUGAUGCAGGGAAAGAGGAGGUGGUUGCAGCCUUGGUUGCUAAUGUUGAAGCAAUGAUAAGAGCAGAUCGCAAGAUCACUGCCUUAAAACAACUGCAAGGUCAUAUUUGGAGAACAGGGUUUGAGAACAAUGAAUUGGAAGGAGUAGUUUUUGAUGAUGUACCAGAAGCACUGGAGAAGUGGCAUUGUUUGGGUGUCAAGGUGUAUAUUUAUUCUAGUGGUAGUAGAUUGGCUCAAAGGCUUAUAUUUGGAAAGACAAACUAUGGAGAUUUGAGAAAAUAUUUGUCUGGAUUUUUUGAUACUACUGUGGGGAACAAAAAAGAAACAAACAGUUAUAUCGAAAUUUCUCAGUCUUUGGGAGUUGAUAAACCAUCUGAGGUUUUGUUUAUUACUGAUGUCUUGCAAGAAGCUGUGGCUGCCAAAGGAGCAGGUUUGGAGGUGGCGAUUUCUAUCCGGCCAGGAAACGCUUCUCUUCCGGAGAAUCACGGGUUCAAGACAAUUAACAGUUUCUCAGAAAUCUGAAACCAGGAUGCAUACUUGGUGUAAUGCGCCAAAAGUGACAUGGGAGGUUAAAAUAUUUCAGUCUUUUAUGUCUAACUGUGUAUUUUAUCUGUUGAUAUAUAUGAAUUAAUAAAGCCUUUACUCCAAUAGUUUGAUUUUGAAGCAAGUUAUUGCUUGUGAUGCUUUAACUGACAAUAAAGCAACAUGAGCUUUCGUAAUGUUCUUCUAAUAUAAAACAGUGCUAGCAAUAACUUUUCUUGCCUAGACGGUCCUAAAAUUAACUAUCACCCAAGGCCUUGUUUGGU